CGGGGAUCCGAUCAAUUUAUAGAUAGAAUCUAAAAUGUCUAUCCAAGGACAGAUCGCUUUGGCGCUCAUGGUCUACAUGGCUGUGGGCUCAGUGGAUGCGUCUCAAGAAGUCAUGAAGAACUUAUCCUUAAAUUUCGGUAAAGCAUUGGACGAAUGCAAAAAAGAGAUGACGCUAACAGAUGCGAUCAAUGAAGACUUCUACAAUUUCUGGAAAGAGGGAUAUGAAAUUAAAAACCGGGAGACUGGAUGCGCUAUAAUGUGCCUUUCCACCAAGCUAAACAUGCUCGACCCUGAAGGAAACCUUCAUCACGGAAACGCUAUGGAGUUUGCCAAGAAACAUGGAGCCGAUGAGACGAUGGCCCAACAACUGAUCGACAUAGUGCAUGGCUGCGAAAAGUCCACUCCAGCUAACGAUGACAAGUGUAUCUGGACCCUCGGUGUCGCGACCUGCUUCAAAGCUGAAAUCCACAAAUUGAACUGGGCUCCGAGCAUGGACGUAGCAGUGGGAGAAAUUUUAGCUGAAGUUUGAGAAUCUACCUUCAAAUACAAUUAAAGAAAUGUAUUGAUGUUAUAAUUUAUUGUUUAAGUUUAUUUUUCAUUAAAGUUUUGUUGCAAGCAGGAUCAUGAUUCUAAUA
Molecule: messenger RNA, 635 nt
Organism: Bombyx mori (domestic silkworm)
Lineage: Eukaryota; Metazoa; Arthropoda; Insecta; Lepidoptera; Bombycidae
Gene: Pbp
Product: pheromone binding protein
Molecular function (GO): odorant binding
Source: RefSeq, marked validated